AUGGAGGUACCCACUGACAACCGUCCUUUGAUAUAUAACUUGGCUGUGGAGUGUGAAGAUCUCUUUGAUCAGGUGGUUAGAAGUAUACCACUUUGGCCUAUUCUCCCGGAUUUCCAAACACGGUUCAGAGCGUGGGUUGCCAGUCUGAAGGUAUUCGCCCGGCCAAACCAAUGCCUUGACUGGCGACUAAGACAGAGGUCUGAUAUCCGUGAUGUCAUUGUUCAAACUUUGACCAUUCUCCAAAGUGACCUAAUAAAUCUCGCAAAAUCAGAUAUCGUUGGCAGGAAUGCUACAUGUCCCACAGACACCGAACCCAACGAAAACCAGUCAAUAAUUGAUGGGAUAGAUAUGGAAGCUUUAAAGGCAGUAAAUGGAAUACUCAAUGAUCUUCAUCCACUGCAGGCUGGAAUACGAGACUCCACAUUUGGAAGUCUCACUCCCCGGUUCCCAACUUUUGUUGGCGAUCCGCAUUUAGAGAGCUUCAUGGAGCUAGCCUCGCGAUGCAUUCGAACCUUGUAUCCAGAUGCUCAUCACGCGCUCCAAUACCACCUGAGUGAGUCAAUGACUGAGCGAUAUGCUGCCAUGAAACGCACUAAGUCUCGCCAGCAGACACUCCAGACUCUGAGCGACGAGGACUCGUCCCCAAUACUGACCAUGGAUGAAGAGCAGCCAUGCUGCAAAACGAGGCCUGCACCGAUACAAGAUGAGAUAGAGGGACAUCAUUCGACGUCAAAUCAAGCCGGGGAACCGAGGGCUCUACAGCGUGGGGUGCAGGCCAUUUCCCUAUCCGACCCAUCGUCGACAAAUGCGGGUCAACUGAAAACGAUCCUUUCUGACUCACCAAGCGACAGUCAGCCAGGCCCAGCUUGCUCCAUGCAUCUUGGACAAACCGGAUAUCCAUCCCCACCCGAAAGGGACGACACUAACGUCGUUACCUGUGAGUGGUGCUCAGAGCCCCUGGAUGAAAAAGCCCUGUAUGGAAGAAAUUGGAAGAACCAUGUGGACCAUGACCUGGAACCAUACCUGUGCAUAUUCGAGGAGUGUUACGGAGGGUACCCGUAUUUUGCGACUUUUAAUGACUGGCAGGAUCAUAUGAUUAGCCAUAGCCGGCGUUGGCAUCGAGAGAUAUAUAGGAAACCAUCGUGGAUAUGCUCUGUAUGCGACAGCCACAAUGAUGUCUUCAGUAGCUCAGAAGCCUUCUCGAGCCAUACCAAGGACGUCCACUGCCCGGAGCUCACGACUGCUCAGCUUGAGGGCCUAUCAUGGCUCAGUGAGACAUCACCCCCACGGCCCCGUGACCUAUGUCCACUAUGCGGCUACAGAGUGGUAGAAAACAGCUGCCAAACGCAGCGAAUAAAGCCCUUUUCCCACCAUUGCGCAAAGCGUACUCGGGAACCGUCAACAGACACGAGUAGCAAAAGCGCUAGGAUAACCUAUGAAAAUCACCAUGCUAUGCCGCAUUGCUCUAUCGACAUCCCCUCUAGCAGCUCUAGUGAAGAUGAAGAUCCCGAGCAUUUGACAGUCCCAGCCCACACAGAGGGGGGCGACAUGGUUGCCCGACAUGUCGCAGCUCAUUUUCAAGCACUGAUGCUCCUGACAAUCCGCCUAGCCUCCAUACAGAUUGAAGAUGAGGCUAUGGUUGAGGAAGUAAGGAGUGACAUUUGCGAUAUUGACGGUAGUGAGAGAUCAAUCAGCGGCCAUUUGAGUGUGGAGAUGUCAGGUGUGGGCACAGCGCACUCGAUCCAUGGACACGCAUAUACCGAUAGUGGGCCUUCAACAGAAGAUGCAACUAUGCCAUGA
Aspergillus bombycis is the source of this 1800-nucleotide messenger RNA. RefSeq lists its product as uncharacterized. Lineage: Eukaryota; Fungi; Ascomycota; Eurotiomycetes; Eurotiales; Aspergillaceae. The transcript is spliced from 3 exons. The record is from RefSeq and is a predicted model, not a curated record. Bases 1 to 1800 code for a protein of 599 amino acids.